Messenger RNA from Toxorhynchites rutilus septentrionalis, 6836 nucleotides. It is a transcript of the gene Col4a1, whose product is annotated as collagen alpha-1(IV) chain. Gene Ontology annotation, molecular function: extracellular matrix structural constituent. The record is from RefSeq and is a predicted model, not a curated record. Gene Ontology annotation, cellular component: collagen trimer. The coding region runs from base 611 to 5944 and encodes 1777 amino acids. The transcript is spliced from 7 exons. Lineage: Eukaryota; Metazoa; Arthropoda; Insecta; Diptera; Culicidae.
AUCGGACGCGUUAGAUCGAAAGUGGUCGCGUCGAAGCACCCGCCAAGCAACAAGCGUAGGGAAAAGAGAGAUAUCCUGUGGUCCUCCGUGGUCGUCUCUUGCCUUUCAGUAGAGAUUUUCUUACUUCUUCGAGCGCGAAGAAAUAAGAAACUUCACUUCUCUGGAAGAGUCGACAAUUUUUAUGUUUCUCGAACGGCUCGGCGCGAUCGCUGGACCACAUCCGAAGGAACGUAUAAUAGAGAAAAAUAAAACUCACGAAUACGCUGGCGCUGGCGGAAAAUCCGUGAACGGGAGGAGGUGGAAUAAAUGAAGAUUUUUUUCCACUUCAAUAAUAUAUUGUAUAAAAAUAGCGAAUAUCCAGUUGUAAGGAAGUGCGCCCAAAGCACGGCAACAGAAGAGAACGUAAGAAGAUCGAUUAAUGCUGAAAUCACCAUAAAACGUGAAAGCAUUAGAAAAAAAAGUGUACCUUGCAGUGUAAAGUGUUCUUAGGUUGUGACGGCGAAAAGUUCAAGUUUCCGCUGACGGUGCGACAGCCUAAAGCUGGCCACGAUUCGCUGCUAGGAGUACCCGAGCGAGCCCUUGGCUGAGGGCUUCCGGGGCAGCCAUCACCAUGGGCACCCCAGUCAAAUGGUUAAUAACAACUGCGCUUCUUGUAUGGUUCGGACAGCAAACACAUGCGCAAUUUUGGCAAGACCUGACAGCAGGCGUAGGCCUUUUCAACCGAAACGAAAGAGAUUACGAUCGACCCGUUCAACAGCAACAAAUCGACCCUAGCUAUAAUGUAAUAGACACAGCCGGUAGUGUUCAUGGUCCACCGACGAAGAACUGCACCUCGGGUAGCGGGUGCUGCAUUCCUAAAUGUUUCGCAGAAAAAGGUAAUCGAGGUUUUCCUGGACCUACGGGUUUGCAGGGCCCGAAGGGUAUGCAAGGAUUCACGGGUGCCGAAGGAUUGCCGGGAAGUAAAGGCUCUAAGGGAGAACCGGGACCGAUGGGACCAUUCGGAAUGAAGGGUGAUCGUGGCCGUGAUGGUGUUCCCGGUUAUCCGGGCGUCCCAGGAACGAAUGGCUUGCCUGGAGUUGCCGGUGCACCUGGUAUUCCCGGUGUUGAUGGAUGCAAUGGCACAGAUGGUCUCCCUGGUUUGCCGGGUUUGAAGGGUGAACCUGGCCCAAGAGGUUAUCCCGGUCUAAGAGGUGAUAAAGGUGAUAAGGGUGAAGCUGCCAGAGAUCCCGAGAAUUAUAACAAGGGACAAAAGGGUGAACCAGGCCAAGAUGGUGCGGAGGGGCCACAAGGACGGCAGGGAGAACUUGGAGAGCGAGGAUACGAAGGCCGGCCAGGUCAGCCCGGUGUUCCUGGUCCACGAGGUAUGAAAGGCGACAAGGGUAUAAAAGGAUUCUGUAUAAAAGGCAACAAAGGUGAAAAGGGUGAAAAGGGCGUAGAAAUAGGUUCUCUGGAAGGCAGCGAGACUGUAACCGGCCCACAAGGACAGAAAGGUGACAAAGGAGACAAAGGGUUGGCUGGACUUCAUGGUGAUAAAGGACAAGCUGGUGAACGUGGAUCUUCUGGUGACCGCGGCUUGAAAGGAGAAAAAGGUUUACCAGGACAACCGGGACCCAGAGGACGCGACGGUAAUUUUGGUCCAGUAGGAUUGGCUGGACAGAAGGGUGAUCGAGGUGUAGAAGGAUUGCACGGGCUGAAGGGUAAUCCUGGUCCCAAAGGUGAAUCCGGUAGAGAUGGUACACCUGGCCUGCAAGGUAUCGCUGGUCCGCAGGGUCUUCCGGGUGGCGGAGAAGGGCGCCCUGGGGCACCAGGUCCUAAAGGUCCUCGUGGUUAUCCUGGUCCACAGGGCCCAAAGGGUAUCGAUGGUUUUCCUGGCGAUCCAGGGCCACGUGGUCAAGUUGGUCCAAAAGGAGGACAAGGCAUUCCCGGUCGUCCAGGCCCCGAAGGAUUCCCAGGCGAGAAAGGUGAAAAAGGAGAGUCUGGAGCUAUCGGCUUACCUGGCCCUCAAGGCCCACGUGGUUUCCCCGGUGCACCAGGUCCAGAAGGUUUACGUGGCGAGCCCGGUGAGCCUGGAUUAGGUAUUCCUGGUCAGAAAGGUAAUUCGGGUAUGGCUGGAUUCCCCGGUUUGAAAGGACAAAAAGGUGAACGCGGAUUCAAGGGUUUGAUGGGUGCUCCGGGAGAUGCGAAAGAAGGUCGCCCCGGUCUACCAGGUAGAUCAGGACGUGAUGGAGAAAAAGGAGAUUCCGGAAGACCCGGUCUACCAGGGUUGAAAGGAGAACGUGGCGAGAAAGGAGAAAUCGGAGGUCGAUGCUCGGACUGUCGUCCCGGAAUGAAAGGAGAAAAGGGUGAGCGAGGAUACGAUGGUCCACCAGGACGAUCUGGCACUCCAGGUGCAGCUGGAGAACGUGGAUAUCCGGGGGAAAUGGGAUUAGACGGAAAUCCAGGUCUACGUGGUGAGCCAGGAAUCAAGGGAGAACCAGGUAUUAAUGGUCUACCUGGACCCGCUGGUGAGCGGGGUGAGUCUGCUAUAGUCGAUUUAGACCAAAUUAAACCAGAUAAGGGUGAGAAGGGAGAACGUGGUGAUUCAGGUCCGCCAGGCGUCAAGGGUGAACGUGGAGGUUACGGCCCACGCGGUCCAAUCGGACCUAAAGGUGGAUUUGGUCCUAAGGGUGACAAGGGUCGACCAGGAGAACCAGGUAUUGAUGGAACUCCCGGAACUCCAGGACGUGAUGGCACACCAGGAAAACAAGGAGAAUCAAUUCGGGGCGAGCCAGGUCUGAAGGGAAACCCAGGGCAAAGCGGACAAAAAGGUGACAAGGGCAUAGAAGGAUUCAAAGGAGAACCCGGCAGAUGUACUAGUAUUCCACCUAACUUCGAAGAAGCUGUCACUGGUCCUCCUGGACCACAAGGUGAAAAGGGUUUUAUGGGCCCCACUGGAAUUCAAGGUGAGAAAGGAGACAAGGGCGAUAGAGGUUUGACCGGACUUGCUGGUUUGCCUGGUCCUCAAGGGCCUCCCGGUCCAGUCGGUCCCAGAGGUUUAUCUGGUCCGCGAGGAGAGAAGGGAAUUUCAGGUCCAAUGGGUUUCCCAGGUAAUCCAGGAAAAGAUGGUAAUGCUGGAAUACCCGGACUACCAGGUCCCAAAGGAAACAAAGGUGAUCCAGGUUUAUCAAUGGUUGGCCCACCUGGUCCGAAAGGUAAUCAAGGUUUGCGAGGACCUAAGGGUGAUCGUGGAAGCCCAGGUGAUCGAGGUGAUACUGGACCUCCUGGCAUAGUUGGUUAUCCAGGAGAAAAGGGUGAUUCAGGUUUAGCUGGUAUAUCCGGUCUUCCUGGUCCUGUUGGACCGAAAGGUGAACCUGGUCCUAAGGGUCCAGCCGGUCUUCCCGGAGCUCCUGGACGACCAGGAAUAGACGGAGUGAAAGGCUUGUCCGGAUUGAAGGGUGAUGUCGGAGCCCCAGGUGUAAUUGGUUGGCCCGGUCAAAAGGGUGACACUGGUCCUCCAGGUAACGACGGCAGUAAAGGUUUCCAGGGUCGAAAGGGUGUGCAAGGAUUACCAGGUGCUCCAGGUCUGCCUGGAUUACAAGGGCCUAAGGGCGAGCGUGGAGAAAAAGGAGAUAAGGGUGAAUUUGGGUUAGUAGGAUCUCCUGGUUUGCCUGGCCCUCCAGGGCCUUUUGGACCGAAAGGAGAUAAAGGUUUGCCUGGUCAACCUGGUUUGGAUGGUUUAACAGGUCUUCAAGGAGAGAAAGGUGAUCGAGGAUUCACAGGUCUGCCGGGUCUCCCAGGAGAGCCAGGUGCAUCAUCUGAAAAGGGCCAGAAAGGCGAACCUGGAGCGCCGGGUUUACGAGGUGUUGAUGGUCGACCUGGAUUAAAUGGCAUUCCAGGACCUAAAGGUGAUGCUGGGCUGCCAGGCUAUGGACGACCAGGUGCUCCAGGCGAGAAGGGAGAUCGAGGUAACUCAGGGCUUGAUGGACUGCCUGGUAUCGAUGGACAGAAAGGCGAUGCAGGAGUGACUGGUUUCCCAGGUAUAAAAGGUGACAAAGGCACAGCUGGUCUCCCUGGUAUUCCAGGUUCCCCAGGUAUGGAUGGUGCACCUGGCCUUGAGGGUCUUCAAGGGCUCCCAGGUCUUAACGGCGAAAAGGGUGCUAAGGGUGAAGAAGGUCGGAUAGGAGAACGAGGAGAUCGUGGCGAAAAGGGUGAUGUUGGUCUCCCUGGUGCACCUGGAUACAUGGGUUUGAAGGGUGAACGUGGUAUUCCUGGAGAAAAGGGUGCAUCCGCUGUCGCGAUUGAAAUUAAGGGUGAAAAGGGUGAGCUAGGUUUCCCGGGACCAGUUGGAUUGCCUGGAAAGACUGGUCCUGCUGGAUUAACUGGUGAAACGGGAAUGAAGGGUACCCAAGGUGUUCAAGGACCGCCAGGUUUCCCAGGACCACCAGGACUGAACGGACUCCCAGGUAUGAAGGGUGAUAUUGGUCCUAUGGGCGAAAAAGGAGAGCCAUGCCCGGUAGUGAAGGGCGAGAAGGGUCUGCCUGGAAGGCCAGGUAAAAAUGGCCGAGAUGGUGGACCGGGUCCACUCGGAGAAAAAGGUGAUAAAGGCUUGCCUGGUUUACCAGGUCCGGAAGGUCCUCCCGGAUUGCCUGGUCCUCUUGGAAGACAAGGAGAAAAGGGUGAUCGAGGAGAUUCGGGCAUUGUAGGACGACCCGGUAAAGAUGGCUUGCCUGGAAUUGAGGGAGUCAAAGGUGAACGAGGCUUCCCAGGAGAAAAGGGUAAUAAUGGCCCUCCAGGAUUCCCAGGACCUCAAGGAGACAAGGGAGAUAGAGGUCGUGACGGUCGUGACGGUUUUAAUGGUCAACAAGGUCAAAAGGGUGAACGUGGUCCCCAAGGACCAGAGGGCUUAGCUGGCUUAGUUGGCUUGACAGGAGAGAAAGGUGACAGGGGAAUCCAAGGCUUCACAGGUCUUGAUGGUGCUCCAGGUGAGAAGGGUCAGAAAGGUGAAACUCCAGCUUUACCACCGCAACGAAAGGGUCCUCCUGGUCCACCAGGUUUCGAUGGCCAAAAGGGAGAAAAGGGAUUGCCAGGUUUACAGGGACCUCCUGGUAUUCCUGGGGCCGUUGGCUUACCUGGCGAAGUUGGUAUGCGUGGAAUUGAAGGCAUUCGUGGUCUACAAGGUAUUCGAGGUGAGAUUGGAUUAGAAGGUCGACCGGGAAGAGAUGGAUUCCCGGGUAGUCCUGGUCCUAAAGGAGAGGCUGGAGCGCCAUGUUCCCCUGCUCCUGAUUACCUAACUGGAAUUUUGCUUACCAGGCACAGCCAGUCGGAAGAAAUUCCACAGUGUGAGCCUGGUCACACCAAGCUUUGGGAUGGAUAUUCUCUCCUAUACGUUGAUGGAAACGAUUUCCCACACAAUCAAGAUCUAGGUUCUGCUGGCUCCUGUGUUCGAAAGUUCUCUACUCUGCCAAUUCUAGCUUGUGGUCAGAAUAAUGUAUGUAAUUACGCGUCGAGAAACGAUCGAACCUUCUGGUUAUCCACUUCGGCUCCGAUUCCCAUGAUGCCGGUAACCGAACACGAGAUGCGCCCUUACAUUUCACGUUGCACAGUUUGUGAAGCUCCAUCCAACGUGAUAGCCGUUCACAGUCAAUCAUUGGCGAUACCAAGUUGUCCGAAUGGUUGGGAGGGUCUUUGGAUCGGCUACAGCUUCUUAAUGCAUACUGCCGUUGGCCAUGGUGGUGGCGGCCAGUCUCUAUCAGGACCUGGUUCCUGCUUGGAGGAUUUCCGCGCCACUCCGUUUAUCGAAUGUAAUGGUGGCAAAGGUCACUGUCACUACUACGAGACUCAGACUUCCUUCUGGCUCGUAACGGUCGAAGAUCACCAGCAGUUCGAGCGGCCACAGCAACAGACCCUGAAGGCGGGUAAUUUGUUAUCGAGAAUAUCCAGAUGUCAAGUGUGUAUGCGUGUCUAGUUCUUCCUUCUCUCCUAACAGCAGAAGUAAAGUUUCUAAUUUAUACGAUAACGUGCCUUCUUAAGUUAUUUUACACAAAGUUAGAAGCUGUAAGAGAUUUUACAGUAAAGUUAGAUUUUAUAUUAAAUGAAAGUCCGAAAUGAAACCAAAAACAUGUAAAAAAAACUGAACGUAUGUAAGUUAAAAAAGUUAAAAUUCCUGUAGCUUUUAUAAAAAAAAAAAACAUUUAUGCAACUGCAUUUAGAAAUAUGGAAACACUGCUCUAGUUUCUUGUAGUUACUUCAUUCGUAAUAUCUAUAAUACUGCCUUUUUGUAAUAAACUCCAUAACACCGAGAAACGUUCAAGAAAACCUCCCAGCAACGAAUUUAGUUAGCAAGUAACGAAGUGUAGUUUUAAUUUUUACCAGUGCUACUACUCUUGUGAUUGAUUUCUUACUUCCAAUUAUUAUAAAUAACUGCCCAUGUUUCUUAUUCGAAUAUAAACACGAAGAGUAGAACUACCACGUUGGGAAAACGAUGUGUUCAUUGAAGGGUAUAUGUACAUCAUGUUGAGAAAGAUCGAUCACUUCUUCCAGUUUUAUUAUAAGAUUACUUACGUUUAGUUACUGAUUAGCGUGCCAUCAGAAAUAGUCACUCAAGAACGACAAAGUUCACAACAUGUGCAACCCGACGAAUACUAUCCUUGAACUAUAGUGAUUUGUGAAAUCGAGAACACUAUUCAACAAUUAACUCCGUGUACUCCAAAUGAGCACCAUAAAACGCAUUUUGUAAACUGUACAUUUCCGUUCUAUUUACGCUAAGUGUUGUAACCAAGUAACAUUUUCUCUUUUCUGCGUUUCUAUUUCUUGUAGCAGGAACGAUCAAGUCUAAAUAAAGUUCUUAUAAAAAUAAA